Molecule: messenger RNA, 1482 nt
Organism: Saccharomycopsis crataegensis
Lineage: Eukaryota; Fungi; Ascomycota; Saccharomycetes; Ascoideales; Saccharomycopsidaceae
Gene: CYB2
Product: L-lactate dehydrogenase (cytochrome)
Exons: 1
Coding region: 1-1482 (493 amino acids)
Biological process (GO): lactate metabolic process
Molecular function (GO): heme binding; L-lactate dehydrogenase (cytochrome) activity
Source: RefSeq, a predicted model, not a curated record
AUGGUCUCGAUUCAAGAAGUUGCGAAACACAAUAAAAAAAAUGAUGUCUGGGUAAUAAUCCAUGGCAAAGCUUAUGAUGUUACCGAGUUCUUACCAAGUCAUCCAGGUGGGACUAAAAUUAUCAUGAGAUAUGCUGGUGCUGAUUGCACAAAGAAGUUCGACCCGGUUCACCCUCCAGACACAUUGGACAAAUAUUUGCCAAAGGAUAAGCAUCUAGGCGAGGUCACUGGUGGUUUGGGUAUCAAAGAAGAGGAAAAAACGAUAGACCCAAAUGAGUUGAAACGUCUUGAUAUGGUCAAGCGUAUGCCUCCUUUGCAUCAAAUCUACAACCUCAUGGACUUUGAAUAUGUUGCUCGUCAUACCAUGGAAGCCAAUGGUUGGGCUUAUUAUUCUUCUGGCUGUGAUGAUGAAAUCACCCUUCGAGAAAACCAUUAUGCUUACCAGCGUAUUUAUUUCAUCCCAAGAAUUCUUGUCAAUGUCACCAAUGUUGAUUUCACCACAACAAUGUUGGGAUGUAAAUCCUCGGUGCCGUUUUACGUCACAGCAACAGCUCUUGGUAAAUUGGGCCAUCAAGAUGGUGAGAAAGUUCUUACUAGAUCCUGUGGGUCUCAUGGUGUUAUUCAAAUGAUCCCUACUCUUGCGUCCUGCUCAUUUGAUGAAAUCGUAGAUGCCGCUUUACCCGAUCAAGAUCAGUGGUUCCAAUUAUACGUCAAUUCUAAUCGUAAAGUGACAGAAAAACUUGUGCGUCAUGCUGAAGCGCGUGGUAUGAAGGGAUUGUUCAUUACUGUUGAUGCCCCUCAACUUGGUCGUCGUGAGAAAGAUAUGCGGUCCAAAUAUCUUGCGGAUGCCGCUGAGGUCCAAGAUGAGGAGAAUGACGGGGAAAUCGAUCGUUCACAAGGUGCUGCUCGUGCAAUUUCUUCAUUUAUUGAUACUGGUCUUUGCUGGGAAGAUCUUAAGUGGUUUAGAAGUAUCACAAAUAUGCCAAUUGUUCUUAAAGGGGUGUUAUCCACCGAAGAUGCUUUGAAAGCCAUUAGUUGUGGAGUUCAAGGGAUCGUAUUGUCCAAUCACGGUGGUCGUCAACUUGAAUUUUCUCGUUCCGGUAUUGAAAUUCUCGCAGACUUGAUGCCAAUUUUACAUAAAAGAGGUCUUACUGAUAAAAUUGAGGUUUUCGUCGAUGGUGGUGUUCGUCGUGCUACUGACAUUCUUAAAGCUAUUGCUUUGGGUGCCAAGGGUGUGGGCAUUGGUAGACCUUUUUUGUACGCCAUGUCUACUUAUGGGGAUAAUGGUGUUAAGAAGGCUUUCCAGAUUUUGAAAGAUGAGUUAUUAAUGAACAUGCGUUUGUUGGGGGUGACAAGCUUGGAUCAAUUAAAUGAGGAUUAUGUGGAUACCCGAGGCUUGCUUAACCGGUUCAAUGCUGGCGAUGAGUUAUUCCAUAAAGUAUAUGAGCCUUUGGAUAAUCCUAAAUUCAAGCCGAAGCUUUAA